This is a messenger RNA of Ceutorhynchus assimilis (cabbage seed weevil), 1803 nucleotides long. The record is from the annotation of a GenBank genome assembly. Lineage: Eukaryota; Metazoa; Arthropoda; Insecta; Coleoptera; Curculionidae.
CAUAACCUGAUUUUUUCUCGUUCUUCGUUCUUGUUUAUUUGUCUUUUGACUCUUUUGUCUGUCUUGAUCCAGAGAUAAGUAGUGAUAAAACCACAAUUAUUAUUGUGUGAUACAUCUCACAAAAGUACAAACUGUGAUCCAGAAUUGAACUUUAGACCCUGGACUUAGUUCUUAGUUCUGUUUUAUUAUUAACAAAUAAUUUAUCGCAAUGUCUUUAUGGAACAGUUUGGUAAAAUAUUCGUCAAAACAAGAUAUUUUAUAUAAAGUGCCUGUUCGUUAUUUGAACUUAUUAGAAUACCAGAGUAAAAACUUGUUGAGAAGAACCAAUGUAGCAAUACAAGAUUUUUGUAUGAUAGAUGAUCAAGGGGAGAACGGACUUGAUAAAUUCAAUGCUAAAGAAUAUGUGAUUAAGGCACAAAUUUUGGCUGGUGGCAGAGGAAAGGGACAUUUUAAUAAUGGUUUCAAAGGAGGCGUUCACAUUACACAAAGCCGUCAAGAAAUACCUAACAUAAUUAAAAAAAUGUUAGGCUUCAACCUCAUCACGAAACAAACACCUAAGGAUGGCAUUACAGUCAAAAAAAUCAUGGUUGCUGAGAGUGUAAAUAUAAUGCGGGAAACAUAUUUAUGCAUUCUCAUGGACAGGCAAAGAAAUGGACCUGUUAUUAUUGCUUCACCAGCAGGUGGUGUUGAUAUUGAGGGUGUUGCUGAAAAAACUCCUGAGCUUAUAAAAACCAUCCCAAUUGAUAUAUUUGAAGGAAUUACAAACAAAAUGGCAAAUGAGCUGGCCGAGUUUUUGGAAUUUAAAGGAGAGUUGAAACCAAAAGCAGCAGAGGAAAUUAAAAACUUAUGGAAUUUAUUUAAAACAGUUGAUGCUGUACAAAUUGAAAUUAAUCCUUUGGUAGAAACAGAUGAUGGCAAAGUUGUUGCAGUGGAUGCAAAAUUAAACUUUGAUGAUAACGCAAAAUACAGACAAAAGGAAAUUUUUGAUAUGGAAGAUGUUACUGAAAGUGAUCCCAGAGAAGUAGAAGCUGCUAAGUACAACCUGAAUUAUAUUGGAAUGAAUGGAAAUAUUGGAUGUUUAGUGAAUGGAGCUGGUUUAGCAAUGGCAACUAUGGAUAUAAUUAAACUGUAUGGAGGUGAACCAGCCAACUUCUUAGACGUCGGUGGAAGUGUAAAAGAAGAACAAGUUAAAGCUGCUUUUCAAAUUAUCACAUCAGAUCCCUCAGUUAAAGCUAUAUUGGUCAACGUUUUCGGCGGAAUUGUAAAUUGCGCAACAAUUGCAAAUGGCAUUGUUGGCGCAUUGAAAAGCACACCCCUGAAAGUACCUUUGGUUGUAAGAUUAGAAGGAACCAAUGCUACAGAAGCUCGAAGAAUAAUCAACGAAUCUGGCUUGAGUAUCCAAAUUGCAGGAAAUCUGGAUGAUGCUGCUGAAAAAGCUGUUAAAGCUUUGUAAUAACAAAAUUGUUACAGACAAAACUGUGAUCGAUUACUAUUUUGGAAAACUAGUUCAAACAUUUUCAAUUAGGAUAAGAGUUGUUCAUGUUGCAUUUAUACAUAAGAGAAAGACUGUUAAAAUAUUUUUCUAAAAUGAAACUAUCAAAUGAUGAUUGAAUAAUGGAUGCAGCAAGACAAUAAUUUUAAAAUAAAUUUCGUAUUUUCAUACAAAAAUAAACAGUUUUCUUUAAUUAAUACUAAUAUGGAUUAUGGAUUGGGCGCUUUAUUAUGUUAUACUAAUUCACAGUUUUAUAUUAUGUAUUUAUUGUUAAUAAAGUGUUUGAAAAUAUAUUUCAAAUUGUAUUUCAA